UCGAUUAUUUCUCUUGCAUCCCUAGACGUCCGCUCCAAUAUAAUAAUUUCACUGGACAAACUUAAUGUAAUAGGCGACGUAAAACCGGGACUAAAUAGCCCCAGAGCGAAUACUUAUUGGCUGCCAGCGAGUUUGGUCGUCGUGCGUGCGAUAGAAACCGAUAAAUGGCCGCAAACCGGGCAGCUGUGAGUGCAAAAAAAAGUGAAAAGUGCUGUUAACACAGCGAGUAGCGUGUGCAUGUGUGAGUGCGUGCGGUUGUGCGUAUGUGUGUGCGUGCGUGUCUUACGUUGCAAACAAAAUUUCUUUCCUUCUCAAUCGGUUUUUUGCACUCGAUCGGCGGCUGAAGCGGCGUUCUAUAACUUUUCCCCGAUCCACAUAGCGCAGCAUUGCCCACAAAUGUUGCUCCACCAAUAUGAUAAUGAAAGAUGCACGAAUAUGACGUAAAUGAGCGCAAAGAGGAACCAGCCAGUCUUCCACCCACACAAAACGACACCACUGACACUGAAAUCAACAGUCAGCUACUAGAGGAUCAGCGAAAUCAGGAACAGGAUAACAGCCAGCCGCCUCAGGAAAAUUCAAUUAAUCAGCAGGAGAAGGACACAUUGCAUGUUUCCGUGCUUUAUCCUCUGGUAGUCUCCGCGCAGCUGGCAGACAGUCAACCGAUUCUGACUGCGAACUCGCCGAAGCUAUCUCCAGUUAAAAAGCGUCAGCGGCGCGUUUAUGUUGCGGACACCUCGCGCUGUUACAGUCUACGUUCCCGGCAAGAGCCCGCGACCAAGGCCCCACUCGAAGGCGACCUAAAGCAGCCCGACGUCGCUCCACCACCUCCGCCUCUUCAGGCGCCAUCGCCCACGCCCACAGAGUCCACAGAAUACACACCUUCAGAACUAUUUAAACCGGAGUUCUGGAACCGCAUUGAGGAGGUCCAAGAAGCAAAGCCCGUUGGGAAGAAGCGCCGAACCGCUGGAGGACUCAAAAGAACGCGGGGCAACAAGCUUCUGAGAGAGCUUGAGAUCCAAUCGCCGGAAACGGCGGCCGCUAUUGCGGCAGCACAGGCUGAACUCAACGCCGCCGGAAAGUCGGGAGCAGCAGGAGCGCGGUCCAGCCGCAAGAGGACCAACACGAUGUCUCUAUACGAUCGGCGAUUCCAGACCACCACCGAGGAGCGCCGCGUGGCUAACGGGUACGGAGGCAAUGCUGCGCGAUCGGUCACUGGCUCCUCGUCAAACGAGAUCGAGUCCCAGGAGACGCAGAGCCAUCAGUAUUAUGGUCCCAACGGCGGCAGCAGUGCCGCAGGAGCAGGCGCAGGCUUGAACGGAAGUGCGGCGGCCCUGAACCAUGCCCCUUCCAUGGGCACACUGUGCAACAUUGGCAACAGUUGCUACUUGAAUUCGGUGGUUUACACCCUGCGCUUUGCCCCGCACUUUUUGCACAGCCUACACCACCUGAUACAGGACUUGAAUGUUGUGCAGCAGACGAUAGUCCGCCAACAAACGGCCAGGUCCGCGUCCCUCGGCAGGAAUGUGAGUGCCGCUCAGUUGGAGCACGCCCGCAGCUGGAGCAGCAAGGAUCUGGCCACCAGUACGGAUCAGUACAGCGGUCAGAACGGCGGAGUUAAUAGCGGAAACGGUGGCAGCGGUUCGAGCAAGUCGACUCAUCAGUCGGUAACCGAAAAACUCCACGAACUGUAUAACAACCUGCACGGCAACGAGAUGGCAGACUCCACGGAGCCCUACCACGCGGACACGCUGCUGCACGCCAUCCAGGACGUAAACGCCACCUUUGAAGGCAACCAGCAGCAGGACGCACACGAAUUCCUAAUGUGCGUGCUUAAUUGCAUCAGGGAAACGAAUCAGUCUUUGAUCAAGGCCAUUGGCGAAUGUCCUGAGGUCAUCGCAAAUGGGUACAUAGCCAACCCGGAUGAGGUCGAAACCGGAGAGGGCCAGGAUCGCACUGAUUCGACUGCGUCGCAGAACCUGAACGCUGGCAAUGGAUCGCUGGCAACUAGUCAAACAACCACGACCAAAACGUCGUUCUUCUCUCGCAAAUCAAAAAGAAAAGACGAGGUCAAGUCAUCCAAGUCGACGCGCGUUCAGUCGCCACUCAAGGAGAGUAGUCCCACGGCGGGCGGGAUAACCGGUGCUGGCACAGCCCAUGCCACCGCUAACAGCCUGUUCUAUCUGAACACAGUUGAUCUCAGCGGCGCCAGCAGAACCAGCGGAAGUGCCAGUACGAGUGCGAGUGGCGUGGUUGCCACAAGUGCAGCUUUGCCCACACCACCACAGGCUACAAAAUACUCCAGUGACGACGAGAUUAAUUCCGCCACCGUGCUGAAGGACAAAAUGCGGCUGGAGGAGCGAAUACGGGAACUCAACCUGAACUUCUUCAGCUCGGACUUCGAAGGCAUUGUGGUGCUGACCACCAAGUGCCUCAGUUGCGAGACGAUCACGCGGCAAAAGCAGGGCAUGCUUGAUAUUUCCGUGCCGGUGCCGAUCUCGGGGUACGACAAUGCCGAUCUCCAAGACAAACCGAGCACCUAUAUACAGAAUUCCUGCAUUACGAAAGAGUAUUUCCGUGGGGAGAAUAAAUAUAGUUGCAACCAGUGCACCGGCUACACCGAAGCCAUCCGCUCCAUCUCGUACGAGGUGCUGCCGCGGUUACUGGUCAUUCAGCUGAAUCGAUUCUCUGGCGGCAUGGAGAAGGUGAGUACGUACGUGCCGACCACCUUCACUCUGCCCUGUUUCUGUGCCACCUGCUGUGAGCUGGGCGAGGGCAACAAGCUGCACGUUUACAAGCUGUACAGCGUGAUCACGCAUGUGGGAGCCACCCUGACGGUGGGCCACUACAUCGCGUAUACGUGCUUCUUGGAUCUCGCCAGUGACUAUGUCAACUGCCCUAAGGAUCGCAGGAAUACGAUGACGAACUCGCAAACGAUGGCUUCGCAAGCAGUGCCCUCCAAUGAGAAUGCUGCGCCAAACAAUGGUAGCAGCUCCGUGGCCAGCACUCCAGUCAUUGCAGCAGCUUCGGCUUUGGCCUCCUCGGGCAACAUUUUGAUGAAGAAGAUGAAGUUCGGUCGCAGCAAGGCCUCCAGCAGCGGUGAUAUGAGCAAGAACGUUAAGCAGGUUAAUGGGAUAACCAGCAAGAACAUCACCAAUGGAAUUGGCAAGCUGAGCAUAAGCACCACCUGCCAGGGAGUCAACUGCUGUGCCAUGAGACUGUGUUGUAGCCAGCAGACGAGCAGCAGCAACUCGGCCAGUUGCAGCGAUUUCAGCGAGGAGUCCCUGCAAAAUGGAAGCAACAGCAAUCUCAGCUUCGGAGGAUCGGGCAGCACAUAUCCCACGGGCUACGGAAGCACGGGUCGCGGUGGUGUCAGAGCCAACUACGCCCACGGAGGUCCUGAUCCCAUUUGGUAUAUGUGCGACGACGACAAGAUCAAGGCCAUGACCCAAAGGGAGUUCGAAGAGCUGCUUUCGCCCACGCGUAAGAUCACAAUAACGCCCUAUUUGCUCUUUUACGCGCGAUUCGAUCUGCAGCCGCAAAAGGCGACGCCGCCGAAGCCUGGAUCAACGCCUCCGCCACCGUCAUCGGCACAGAGUUCGUGGUCGAAUGAAAACGUGCCCAGCGGCUCGCACAAAAUUUGAGGUUGCCCCAAGUCGCAAAAGCCCAGUGGCAAAGCGGGGAAAGUGAAAAUUUAAAUUUAUUGAAAAAGUGUACAUCGGACAUACUGAUCGGAUUGGAGAUGUCUCUAGACUAGAAUAAUAAGCUAAAGAAGAAGUCUGUUUGUUAAACAAUGUAAUCGUACUAAGCUAUAUCGUUUAUCUACAUGCAUAACUAUUCAUGAACUGACCAGUGGUUUGACUGAGUCCUCAAUUCCAAGCGCCCAAUGGCUACCUUUUCCCAAAUCAAAUAGUUUUUGUUUUAUUAGUAGCAAUCAGUUCUGUCUGUUCAAUCGAUGCAUUUGAUUUUGGCAUUAUAUUAUUGUAUUCUAAUCGUUAUUAAUUAAAAAACCGAACGCGUCACAUUGAAAACACGAAUUUAAAACGUUGAGAUUGUUUGCCCCAUUGAAUGUAAGUGACAUUCGGAGUUCGGAGAACGUUUUCGAUAUACUCGUACAUAAAUUUUGAAGCGAAAGCAAUAAAAUUAACAUGUCUUUGAUUUAAAAUAGUGCAUGGCAGAAGGAGCGAGUGUUGUAAUGAUAGUAAUUAUUAAUAAUAGUAAUGAAUAAUCUCCAAUAUUCUCAUAGGACACACCUACCCAGUUGGCUUUGUGUCCGGCAGGCGAUGGAAUCUGUAAUAAUUACAGCAUCAGUUAUACUUAUAGUGACUGGAAUGGUUUAUUGUAAACAAUAAGCUAUACCCACGCAAACACACAAAUCUAUAUACGAAGUGUUGAAUAGUUGUUAAACUCAUGACACACCUCAAAAGUGAAGUGAGUGCAAUGUAAUAUGUAAUUGAUUGAAUCGAAAGUGACGGACUAACAGAAACAGAUCAAGCGAACAACUGAGAAUUGUUAUGAAAUGGAUUCCAUAGUUUAUAGAAACGUUUUCAUGUAACAAGCUGCAACAGAACUUCAUUCACUCACAAAUCACCCACGAUUGUAAUGUAAUAUUGAUAAAUAAAUGUAAUAAAAUUAUAAUAUAUCUGUAAUAAUUGUAACAGCACACUACUUAUGCAAUAAUUUUAGUUUAGUCGUUUAGCCUUAGUUUCUCCAUGCAUUACAUGACUCUAGUUUAGUUCAGUUCUAUUUUUUUCCAAGAGCGCUGCUAUAGUGAUAUUAACAUUUACAGAGCAAAGAUUUAUGUACAUUGUAAUUUGUAAAGUUUACAUUUAACAAUUAAAAAUAAAAUUAACACUGAUCAACAUAAGCAUGCGGUUCGACAGUUCACGCGAAACAUAAAUUGAGGACCUCUCGAUUCCAAUUACGAUUAUGUUUAUUAUUGAUUAGCAUUAUAGAACAUGCUUAACUAAAUAUACGAAAUAUACAACAUA
This is a messenger RNA of Drosophila sechellia, 4988 nucleotides long. It is a transcript of the gene Usp1, whose product is annotated as ubiquitin specific protease 1. The transcript has 5 exons. The record is from RefSeq and is a predicted model, not a curated record. Gene Ontology annotation, cellular component: cytosol; nucleus. Bases 426 to 3641 code for a protein of 1071 amino acids. Gene Ontology annotation, biological process: protein deubiquitination. Gene Ontology annotation, molecular function: cysteine-type deubiquitinase activity. NCBI's taxonomy places the organism in Eukaryota, Metazoa, Arthropoda, Insecta, Diptera, Drosophilidae.